This is a messenger RNA of Rhinopithecus roxellana (golden snub-nosed monkey), 2434 nucleotides long. RefSeq names its product mab-21 like 1 (gene MAB21L1). Lineage: Eukaryota; Metazoa; Chordata; Mammalia; Primates; Cercopithecidae. The coding region runs from base 510 to 1589 and encodes 359 amino acids. The transcript has a single exon. The record is from RefSeq and is a predicted model, not a curated record.
AUCAACAGCAGCUUCUUCUGACAUAUACACACGCACACUCACCCUGGACACACUUUCAGCACACUUUUCCUCCAUUUGAUUAACAGUGCUGCACACACAAUGAUUACGGGAAAGCGUAAAUAAAUACGGAAAGGGGUGCUUAUUUUGACUACUGGAAGAGCUUUGCUGGGUCUCAGCGCAACUUUUUUUUUUUUUUUUUUAUUCCUGAGAAGGUGAUCUCUCCAUGCGGUUCUCUCACACAAGGAUUCUUUAAAAGAGGAAGAGAGACAAGGAGGGGGGGAGAACAGUCUUUCACUUUAAGAACGGCUGGGCUCAAAGAUAAAAGGAAGGGAAAAGCAGCAGCAGCAGCAGGGAAACCAACGCUGCAGCACUUCCGAAAAGCAUUUUUGAUCCAUUUCUGAGCGCUGCGGCCCGUUUCUCCACCGAAGUUGGCUCCAGCUCUAGCAGCCGCAUUGGAUCCCACAGCCUACUGCGAGACUCCGGUGUACAAUCCGGAUCUCUGCCCCAACAUGAUUGCGGCCCAGGCCAAGCUUGUCUACCAUCUGAAUAAAUACUACAACGAAAAAUGCCAAGCCAGGAAAGCUGCCAUUGCCAAAACUAUCCGGGAAGUCUGCAAAGUAGUUUCCGACGUACUGAAGGAAGUGGAAGUGCAGGAGCCGCGGUUCAUCAGCUCUCUCAACGAGAUGGACAAUCGCUACGAGGGCCUCGAGGUCAUCUCCCCCACCGAAUUUGAAGUGGUGCUUUAUCUCAACCAAAUGGGGGUGUUCAACUUCGUGGACGAUGGCUCACUGCCCGGCUGCGCGGUGCUGAAGUUGAGCGACGGGCGCAAGAGAAGCAUGUCCCUCUGGGUGGAAUUCAUUACCGCCUCCGGCUACCUCUCGGCGCGCAAAAUCCGGUCCAGGUUUCAGACGCUGGUGGCUCAAGCGGUAGACAAAUGUAGCUACAGGGAUGUGGUAAAGAUGGUGGCAGACACCAGCGAAGUGAAACUGAGAAUCCGAGAUAGGUACGUGGUGCAGAUCACGCCGGCUUUUAAAUGCACCGGGAUCUGGCCGAGGAGUGCUGCCCACUGGCCACUUCCCCACAUCCCCUGGCCGGGACCCAACCGGGUGGCGGAGGUCAAGGCGGAAGGUUUCAAUCUCUUGUCCAAGGAGUGCCACUCCCUGGCCGGCAAGCAGAGCUCGGCGGAGAGCGACGCCUGGGUGCUGCAGUUCGCAGAGGCAGAGAACAGACUGCAGAUGGGGGGCUGCAGAAAGAAGUGCCUCUCCAUCCUCAAAACCUUAAGGGAUCGUCACCUUGAACUGCCUGGCCAGCCCUUGAACAAUUACCACAUGAAGACUCUGGUUUCCUACGAGUGUGAAAAGCAUCCCCGGGAGUCGGACUGGGACGAGUCUUGCCUGGGUGAUCGGCUGAACGGGAUUUUGCUGCAACUUAUCUCCUGCCUGCAGUGCCGGCGGUGUCCUCACUACUUUCUACCGAACUUAGAUCUGUUUCAAGGCAAACCUCACUCAGCUCUGGAAAACGCUGCCAAACAAACGUGGCGACUGGCAAGAGAGAUCCUGACCAACCCGAAAAGUUUGGAAAAACUUUAGAGGAUGAGUUAAUCACGAGCCGAAAUUAUUACCCUUCUCAAAGUCCUUAUUAAGUGUAAACUUCUGUUCAAUUCCUAAUAUUCCACUCCGCAGUGUAAACAAUCUCUUCCUUUAAAAAGGAAUAAUAAUACAAUAUUUAGACAUCAUCUCACCCACCCCCACACGGGGAGAAAAAGUAGGGGAAGCGGAUGGAGAAAAACCCAAAGCCACUAGUAUUAGAAGACUUCUUGCCACACGAUUUCCUAUCUCCCUUGAAAAGUGCACCGUAACACUCCGUAAACAGCCCAGUUGUAAUGCAAGACCGCGACGAACACUCCGCCUAACUAUCAAAGGAUUAUAGCAAUCCUGGUGAUUUAGGUGCAUCUGCCUGUGAGUAAACACGAUUUGGAUAUGCCAUCUGAAAGAAACUGUAAUGUAUAUUUUGAUUUGUAACAAAUAUGGUGAUCUCACAUUGUCUUUGAAAGUGUGGAUGUUGGUGUUUGUGAUUUGGUGAACAGAACUUAAAUUGCCAUUCUUGAUACUUCCAGACAUUUUCCACUAACAAAGUUAUCAUUUAAAGGUAGAUUUCCUCCUGGUACUUUCCUCUGUCUUUGAAAGUGUCUGAACUUUAAAAAGUUUACAUUUUGUUUCAAAUAUUGCUUGUUCUAUUUCUAACAUUCCAUAAAUAUACUUGAAAUGUUAUUUAAAUAUAUUCAAAGAAAUUUGAAUUCAGCUUAUAUAAUAACGCUUGAAUAUCUGAAUUAUAUAUUUGAGAAAUGCACUUGAAAUACACUGGAUAAUUACUUUUGUGAUUUAGAUUUUAAUUUGUUGCUGGUUUUUAUUUAAUUAGAUGCUAAUAAAUGAAG